GUGUUUCCAUUGGGAACGUGAUGGUUUGCAGGGAUGGCAGAGGGUGGAGGGUUGGAGGGUGGAGGGAAGGGGGCUGGAUUAGACUUUGCACCUUUGGGUCCACAAAGAAGCAGCACAGCACUCAACUCUGAGCUGAAACCAGCGAUGUGCCUGAGAGUCCUCUUCACCUUGGUCCUCAGCUUUUACAGCUGCCAGCCGGCGUCAGUCUUUCUGGAUCCAGAUGGAGCCCAUGGCGUCCUGGUCCGGACUCGGAGGUUUAACUCGGGCUGGUUUGAGGAGCUGCAGAUGGGAGACCUGAAGAGGGAGUGUGUGGAGGAAAAAUGCUCGUACGAGGAGGCGCGGGAGGUGUUCGAACAUACGGAGACCACGGACGAGUUUUGGAAGACGUAUAACCUCCCAGACAGCUGUAAGUCCAACCCCUGUCUGAACGGCGGCAGCUGCUCCGCCCUGGGUUCGUCCUACUCCUGCUUGUGUCUACCGGAGUUCAGCGGACUCAACUGUGAGCUCGAGUUCCUGGCUGUGCCGAACACCUGCCUGCUGGAGAACGGAGGCUGCGAACAUUUCUGCGAUGAAGACGAGGCAGGACAAAGGUUAAACUGCUCGUGUGCAGACGGAUACGUUCUGGAUGUCGACGGGCAGAGCUGCGUAGCAACAGGGGCGAUAGCAUGUGGCAUGGUGCCCGUCCUGCAGGAUGAAAACAAAGCCAAGCAACUCGACCCUCGAGCUCGGAUCGUUGGAGGGACGGACUGCCCCAAAGGUGAAUGCCCCUGGCAGGUUUUGUUGGUGUAUAAAGGCAAAGGGUUUUGUGGAGGAGUGAUUUAUAAACCCACGUGGAUCCUCACAGCGUCUCACUGUAUGGAGAACAUGGACGUCCAGUUCCUGAAGGUGGUCGCAGGCGAACACAACACGGAGGUGAAUGAGGGCACUGAGCAGUCUAUCCAGGUGGCCGAGAUCAUCAUGCAUGAGAACUAUGUGACACGAACCGCCGACAAUGACAUUGCCCUCCUUCGUCUGGCGUCGCCCAUCAUUUACACGACGUACGCCGUCCCGGCCUGUCUGCCAACGCGCCCGCUGGCCGAGCGUGACCUCUGGGCCGUCAGCCUGCACACGGUGAGCGGCUGGGGGAGGAGGGGUGAGAACGGACCCACCUCCGUCCUCCUGCGGCGCCUGAAGGUGCCUCGGAUCCGGACACAGCAGUGUGUCGAGGAGAGCGGAGUGGCGCUCACGGAGAACAUGUUCUGCGCCGGAUACAUCGAGGGCAGACAGGACUCGUGUAAAGGUGACAGCGGCGGGCCCCUGGUGACGCAGUACAAGAAGACGGCGUUCCUGCUGGGGAUCGUCAGCUGGGGGAAGGGCUGUGCCCGACCGGGCAACUACGGCAUCUACACCCGGGUGUCCAACUACAUCGAGUGGAUUCACAACCGAACAGCGACGCCAGAGCAGCCCAGAAACCACACACAGGCUGUGCUGCACAACCAGACAACCUGAGGGUUCAGAGGUCAUCACAGGCUGAAUGAACUGUCUCUGGGUUUCAGACUGUUUUACAACAUUUUAUCAAUUCAUUCAUUCAUCAGAAAUGAUAUUGGUAAUGAAAAAAAAAUCAUUAGCCUUAAACUUAUCAUUAAU
Messenger RNA from Toxotes jaculatrix (banded archerfish), 1626 nucleotides. RefSeq names its product coagulation factor VII-like. Lineage: Eukaryota; Metazoa; Chordata; Actinopteri; Toxotidae. The record is from RefSeq and is a predicted model, not a curated record. Gene Ontology annotation, biological process: blood coagulation; proteolysis. Gene Ontology annotation, cellular component: extracellular region. The transcript has 8 exons. The coding region runs from base 34 to 1488 and encodes 484 amino acids. Gene Ontology annotation, molecular function: calcium ion binding; serine-type endopeptidase activity.